Molecule: messenger RNA, 4395 nt
Organism: Phacochoerus africanus (Common warthog)
Lineage: Eukaryota; Metazoa; Chordata; Mammalia; Artiodactyla; Suidae
Gene: EVC2
Product: EvC ciliary complex subunit 2
Exons: 22
Coding region: 52-3957 (1301 amino acids)
Biological process (GO): smoothened signaling pathway
Cellular component (GO): ciliary membrane; plasma membrane protein complex
Source: RefSeq, a predicted model, not a curated record
CCCAACUCCGCCUGCACCGCCACUUUUGGGGUCGCGGGUCCCCAGCCGGCCAUGGGCUUGGCAGGCGCCCGUGGGCGCGCCGCGUGGGUGCUGGCUGGGGGCCUCCUGGCCGCUGCCCUGGCGCUGCCCGCGGGGCCCCGGGACCGAGGCCGGCCCCCCGCAGGCCCGAAUCCCCUCCGGCGCCCCCUGGGCGCGCAGCUUCCCCCGGAUCCCCCCGCGGCUCCCGGGGCGGGGCCCGAGCGGGAGGCGCAGGACUUGCCCAGGGUCACUUGGCCCCUGCCGGAAAGCGUUCCCUUUCAGAGUGAAGUGGAAGCACCGUUUGGAAUGACAUUCAAUAAGAAAGUGGAAGCUUUUCACCCGCCCCUGACCUCUGCAGCCUCCGGUGGGCCACACAUUCAUUCCCCCUUUGCUUUUCUGCCGUCGUGGCCCAAGAUCUUGUUGAAAAGAGAGUCUGCGAGUACACAGUACCGUCUGCAUGGAGAUACUUCAAGAGAUCUUCAAGGAACUUCUGAGAACGGAGUAAUUUUUCAGAAAUGUGCAGUGGUGACCGGGCAGAGCGAGUGGCCGGUGGUCCACGUGCAGCUGCUGGUGCACAACACCCAGGCGCCCUCAGCCACCAACCUCUCUGACCUGCUCUUGCUGGACAACGUCACCGGCCUGAGCGUGAGGGAGUCGGCUGGAAACCAGACCUCCAGGGGGUUCCAGGCUUUCAGGAAGAAGUUCCUGCAAGUCGGAGACUCCUUCUCGGUGCAGUACACAGCCUGGCUCGAGGCCGGAGGCGUCGGGAGUGGAGAGGUCCUCGUGCUUCCUGCCCUGCUCUCCUUCCAGACCUCGUCACCGAACAGAACGCAGCUGAAAGCCCUUCUUACCAUCACAACGGACGAGAAGAUAACGGUUCUCCCGAACCACGGCCUCCACGCCAUGGGGUUCUUCGUGGCCCUCAUCCUCUCCCUGGUGCUGACCUGGGCGGUGCUUUUCUUCAUGGUUCGGUACCAGUGUUUGAAGGGAAGCCUGCUCUCCAGACAUCGGGUCCGGCAUCACGAGGACAAGCUGGAGCACUCCCAGUUCACCUCGGCGGAUGGCGUGAAUGAAGAUCUUGCUCUCAAUGAGCAAAUGAUAGACAUUCUGUCUUCAGAGGACCCCGGGAGCAUGCUUCCAGCCUUAGAAGAGUUGGAAAUUGCAACCCUGAAUCGGGCAGACUCAGAUCUGGAAGCUUGUCGAACCCAAAUCAGCAAGGAUAUCAUUGCCCUUCUACUAAAAAAUCUGACCAGCAGUGGCCACCUCUCCCCUCAAGGAGCGAGGAGGAUGGAUGCUAUUUUCCAAAAGCAGUUUCUGUGGCUGGAGAAGGAAAUACAAGAGGAGUAUGACCGGAAGAUGGUGGCCUUGACAGCUGAGUGUGACCUGGACACAAGAAAGAAGACAGAGAGCCAGUACCAGAGAGAGAUGGCAGCCAUGGAGGAAGUGGAAGAGGUGCUGAAACGUGGCAGUGAGAGGUCCGCCGCUGAGUGCAGCAGCCUCCUGCGGACCCUCCACGGCCUGGAGCAGGAGCACCUGAGGAGGUCCCUUGCUCUGCAGCAGGAAGAAGACUUUGCCAAGGCCCACAGGCAGCUGGCCAUCUUCCAGAGGAGCGAGCUGCACAGUAUCUUUUUUACUCAGAUCCAAAGUGCCAUUUUCAAAGGGGAACUGAAACCAGAGGCAGCGAAAAUGCUGCUGCAAGAUUACUCUAAAAUACAGGAGCAUAUAGAAGAGCUGAUGGACUUUUUCCAGGCUAGUAAGAGAUACCAUCUAAGUAAAAGAUUCGGCCACAGGGAGUACCUGGUGCAGAGCCUACAGUCCUUAGAGACCCGAGUACAAGGUCUGCUGAGCACUGCUUCUGCUCAGCUGAGCCUCCUCAUCCAGAAACACGAGAGAGCAGGCUACCUGGAUGAAGAUCAGAUGGAGGUGCUGUUGGAGCGGGUUCAGACAGAAGUCUUUUCUAUAAAGCAGAAGUUGGACAAUGACUUAAAGCAGGAAAAGAAAAAACUCCACCAGAAACUAAUAACUAAGAGACGACGAGAGAUGCUGCAAAAGCACAAGGAGCAGCGGAAGGAGCAGCUGUCCAUCGGUGAGGCCCUGGGAGCGGCCGAGGAUGCCGGCCAGUACCUGGGCCAGUGGCGCAGCCUGGUGGCCGAACACAGCGCCGCCCUGGAGGAGCUGCAGGAGCGCCUGGACCAGGCUGCCCUGGAUGAGCUCAGGGCCCUGACCCUGUCGCUGUCCGAGAAAGCCACCGAGGAGCUGCGGCGGCUGCAGAACUCAGCCAUGACCCAGGAGCUGCUCAAGCUCGGGGUGCCCUGGCUCUUCCUGCAGCCCAUCCUGGAGGAGCACAGCAGGGACCUGGCAGCCCGGGCCGAGCGGCUGGAGGGCGAGGAGAGGGACCGGGGCCAGGAGGGCAUCCAGAGCGUGAGGCAGAGACUGAAGGAUGACGCCCUGGAGGCCUCCACCGAGGAGCAGGCGGAGCUGAGACACUGGGAGCACCUGAUCUUCGGGCAGCUCUGCUCCUCCCCCCUCUCCCUGUCUGAAGAGGAGCUGCUCAGGAUGAGGCAGGAAGUUCACGGCUGCUUCGCUCAGAUGGACAGGAGCUUGGCCCUCCCCCAGAUCCGGGCCCGAGUCCUGCUGCAGGCUUUUCAGACGGCUUGGCGAGAAGCAGAGUUCCUGAAAUUGGACCAGGCCCUGGCCGCCCCUGAGCUGCAGCCACAGUCCAAGGCGAGAAAGCCGCGCUCCAAGACCAAAAGCAAGAUAGACCUUUUCAAGAAGUGCAUUGAAGAAAAAAUUCAGCUUUUCAAGGAACAGGCCCCCGAAGACCUACUUGAAAAGGUCCGAGGAGAGCUGCUUCGGGAGAGAGUGCAGCAGCUGGAGGCCCAGGAGGGACACUUUGCCGAGUCCCUGGUCUCCCUGCAGUUCCAGAAGGCGGCCAGGAGGGCCAGGACCCUGUGGGCGUACACCGCCCUCCUGACCGUCCAGGACCUGCUCCUGCAGGAGCUGAGUGCGUCCGAGACCCUGACCAAGUCGGCCUGCGCGCAGAUCCUGGAGUCACACAGCCCGGAGCUCCAGGAGCUGGAGAGGAAGCUGGAGGACCAGCUGGCGCACCAGGAGGCAGCCCAGCUGCAGCGGGUGCUGGCCAGUCGGCAGCAAUGGGCGGGCGAGGGGCCUGGGCUUCUACACCAGCCCGAGGAGACGGAUUCUGAAAGGCAGAUCUCCGCUGUCCUGCAGCGAGCCCUGAGCAAGGGGCAGAAGGUCCUGGAGCACCGGCAGCAGAGCUUGCGAGAGGAGCAGGAGGACAGCGUCGUGCUGGAAGAUGUGCUGGGAAACAUGGAGACGGACACCUUUGUGACCCUGUACGGCCAGGAGCUGCGGCUGGCGUCAUACCUGUCCAAGCUGGCGAUGCUGCCUGGGGGCACGCUGCGCCGGCUCCUCAGCGUGGCUCUGCCCGCAGCCUCGCAGCCCGAGCUGCUGGCCCUGCUGGACUCCUUCGGCCAGAAGCAUCAGGACCAUGCAGUGGAGAAUGACGGUGGCAGCGGGCUGCAGGCCGACCUAGGCAGGAAGGGGAAACACCAGGGCUGGUGGCAGGCCUUAGAGAGCAAACUUCGAGGGGAACUGCUAAGCAGAGGCGCAGACAAGAUGCUCUGGGCUCACAAGAGAAAGGAGAGCAUAUUAAAGAAGACGUGCCUGCCUCUCACAGAGAGGGUGACAUUCUCCGGAAAAGGCCGUUGGCCGCACCUGUCGCUGGAGUCCAUUGGCGACCUGGCCCCGGUGCCUGUUGUGGGGGCAGAAACCGUUGAUGUAUUAAACACGGGUGAAAAGCUGUUCAUCUUCAGGAGUCCAGCGGAGCCAGAGAUCUCACUGCACCUUCCUCCCAGGAAAAAGAAGAAGAGCUUUCUGAAUGCCAAAAAGGCCGCUUGGGCCUUGGGCAUGAACUAGCCCAAACAAAGCUUCCAAGGAAUCUGAAGACAAAGGUUUUUCUCCUGCCCGUGUGUGUGUGUGUGUGUGUGUGUGUGUGUGUGUGUGUGAAUAAUGUACAAAUUGCAGGUAUAAAUUGCAGAAGACACCCCCCCACCCUCUCCCACCCUUUACGACUUUCAAGGACUCAGUGUCAUCUGGUCUCGUGAAUUCCCAGGCGGCCACUCUCUUCAGCAUCCAAAGGAACAUGAACAGUCAGGGGACCAGCCCGUGAACUUCAUUGCUUAGGGUCCCACCUCCCUGAGGGUCCCCAGGCCCCGAUCACAUCCCCGCCACACCCAGCGAGGUGUGGGCAGUGGGUUGAAGGCAGGGCUGUCCAUGCUCAUAGUGUGUGUUUGUUACAUGGUCUAUUUUUAUCAAGGGAACUUUUGAAAAUAAAUGCAUUUUGCACAAAACUCA